GGAGGGCGGUGCGUGUGCAGUAUUUACACUGGGCCGCUCCGCCCCUACAGCACGGAUAGAAAACUGUCUGUGGGCCGGUGGUGGGGAUGAAACAAGUGGAAGGAGAUGUAGCAGACAGACGCGCAUUGAUAACUCCACCACACGCACUACACCUCGUCGGCUCCGCUCCUUUCUCCGCGGCGCGCCGUAGCAUCCUCCCUUUUUGCGUAGCAGGACGAGCGUUCAUCUGCGGUGCUGCAUCGGGAGCUUCAUGGCCGCGACACUCGCGAUGAGCGGCGGCGGACAGGAGGACACCUUCUACCCGCUGCAGAAGGCGCCUCUGCCCGCUGUUUUCCCCCUGGAGGAGUCGGCGUUGUUCGGCUUGGACUGCAAGAUCACAGACACCGACAAGACCGGACAGAAUGACUACACGCAGGUAAAGUGUGAGAUGGACCGGUAUCUCUCCCCUCAGUCUCUUCCCCUUCCACCUCACGCAGACAGCCAGCAGAAGUCACAGAGAGACAGUGCGUCUGCACUGGAUCAAUUCUUCAACGGCGAUCACACCGGGGCUCCCUACACCCUUAACAUGAAUCUUUACCUCCCUGAUGUUGCCUACCUGAGGAUGGGCUUGUGUCAGCAGGUGCGGCCCCCUCAGCACCAGAACCACACAGGUCUCACCCAAAUCAAAACAGAAUCUGCCUCCCCGUGUUUCUCCCCCAACAUCCAGCUGCACUGCCCGAACGCCACAUCUGCUAAUAUCUGCGGCACUACUGGGCAUGAUCCCGGCAGUAUUGCCAUGGAAACCUCAGCCAUAAACAUGACGUUAUCAGGGUUACCGGACUUCACCAGCGUUUUCAGCCAGUCGGGGGGCAGCCGCGGUGACGAGCCAGUGCCAGAAGUGUUCAUCAAACAGGAAAUGUCAUCGCAGUUCGAGCAGCAUCCUCUCCACCACCAUGACAACAGCGGCUCGCUGUUUCAGCUACUAAACUCCGGCUUGGACCAUCACCAUGGCAAUGGUAUGGAAGCUCAGCAUCAGCAGCAUCAUCAUCACCAUCACCAUCAUCAUCAUCAGCAGCAGCAGCAGAUACAACACACUUCCACUUCCACAAUUCACGCGCCUUUCCAUAAUUUGCCAGUAGCUUCUUCUGCAUCUCAACAAGAGCAGACUGCCAAGUCGGCCUACUGCGGCCUGGGUGGCGGGGCGUACACACAUCCUCACGUUCAGGCACACCCCCAUUUCCUCCAGCAGCAGGUGCCCUACCUGCCACCCUCUCCGCCGAGCUCGGAGCCCGGCAGCCCCGACAGGCAGAAGGAGCUGCUCCACAACAUGUCCCCUCCUCCCUCAUACGCAGCCACCAUCGCCUCCAAGUUGUCAGGUAGCACCCCUGGACUCGGACCCGGCCCGGGACCAGGCAGCUUGGCUCUGCCUCACACUGCAGGUCCCACGCCGGCCCCAGGCCAAGUCGCUCCUGCAGCAACCGCAUCCCCAACCCCAGCUCAGACCACCGUGCCUGCCCGCUACAACCGGAGGAACAACCCGGACUUGGAGAAACGACGGAUCCACCACUGUGAUUACCCAGGCUGCAAGAAAGUCUACACCAAGUCGUCCCACCUGAAAGCCCACCUCAGGACUCACACGGGUGAGAAGCCGUACAGGUGCACGUGGGACAGCUGCGACUGGCGCUUCGCACGUUCGGAUGAGCUGACGCGCCAUUUCCGAAAGCACACGGGCGCCAAACCCUUCCAGUGCGCCGUCUGCUCGCGCUCCUUCUCCCGAUCCGACCACCUCGCCCUGCACAUGAAGAGACACCAGAACUAGCAGCGUUCGCGUCGCACACACUCACUCCAAAUACACAAGCACUCUCUUGACACGCGUAAAGCACUCACGCCAUCUCCCGCAACAGCAGUGUUACAAGCUGCCUGACGACACCACAGCUGCUCCCGGUGCUGCUAUCCUGUGCCCCGAAACGGUGGGAUAGCCUAACAAAGCGUGUUGCUCUUAACCCAAAGUGGGACACAUCGGAGGUCGUAGAGUAGAAAGGUGAUGGGCAGAUGAAGUCCAUGUCGCCUAACCUCCCAGAUGUACUUGGUAUAUAUUUCUUUGGACGGACGCAAAGAAGAAAAAAUAGUCUCGAAAAAAAAAAGGGAACGGUCGCAUCAAAAUGUGUCUCCAGUGCAACUGGACUCGUUUGUGUGACUGGAAUGAAAGCACUCAGAACUUGUACUUCUUUUGUCUGGUUUCUCUAACAUAGAACUGGCUUUGUUUUUUUUUCUUUUGUUUGUAAAACUAGUCAAGCCAAAUCUUUGUUUACUCCUUGGUUUGUUAGUUUAUUCAUAUAACUGGAAUAUCCAUUUUUUUGUUCUCCCUUUAACCAAAUCCUUUGGUUUGCACUAGAAUUGGUCAUGUAAGUCUGAGCCUUUUUGGCCCAUGUGUCUCAUUCACCACUGGAACAAUCAUUAUCACGACUGGACUGACUGUCUGUGAAUGCCACACAAAUCAUUGCUGUUCAGACAUUAAAAAUUGAAGGCAUUUAUACUAUAAUGGAGAGAGGGAAGAUAGUGCAGGAAAAAACGAGGGCGGGGUGGAGAUGAAGGGAUUUUAGUUUUUAACGAGAGGAGAUCUGAGGACGACUGAGAAACAGAGGAAGGUGGACGGUUGCUAAAGAGCAGCAAUUAGGUGAUAAAUUAUUCAUGUUGUUCUUUCGGCGGGUUUCCAACCAGAGAAAUGUAAGCGGAACCGGUCGACACAUUCUAGAAAUCAUUCAGUUCAAACUGAAUUUACCGUAUUUGAUGCACAUGCUUGAGUUUUUAAGCAUCUUCAAAAUACAAUAACUGUACAUCUAUCUCAUCCAGCCUUUUUUUCUUUUUUUAGGUGUAAAAAAUGUUUUAACCAAAGUAACAUCCUCAUCACCAACACAUUAUUAAGUGCCUCCUUCUCAGAUGUAUGUGGUUUUGUUCAGUGGUAGCAGAGAUGUGAUCAAUGUAGUGCUUUUAAAACACACGUGGUGCUGUUUUUUUAUUCUUAAUCUAUUGAAAUCUCGAGAGAUAAGUGAUUUAAUAUUUAGAUUACAAGGUUUACCCAUCAUGCAUUGUGAUUUAACAGGCCGGACCACUUCACGGACAUCCUGAGAUCAUGUGGAACUUUUAGAAAUUAAAAUGACAGUCCUCUCUCUCUGGGGGCUUUCACUCUGACUCUGUACACAACUAACUUAAAAUUCGUCUCUAUCAGUCAGUCGAACAUGGACGUAUGUUUCAUUAAUGGAUAAGUUCACAUUUUUCCAAGUCUUUCUUAAAGCAUGGCCGUGUGGGCUUUGCAAGAGUUAUUUGUUGUGCAAGUGUUCCUUGUUUAUAAAUGUUUUCAGUGUAAGUGAUGGAGACAAAAGUCCACGUAAAAAUGUAAUUGUGUUAAGCUGAACAUAACCUGAGGCGUCAAUAUAUUUCAGUCAUUAGUGCAGAAUUCCCUCUUUGCCAGACAGUCGCUGUGUUUCCAGAAACAUAUUUUUAGACGUAUUUUAAAGUAUCUCAUUUAAACAAAUGUGAUUUAAAAAAAAAAAAAAAGACAAAUAGACUGA
Molecule: messenger RNA, 3551 nt
Organism: Cyclopterus lumpus (lumpfish)
Lineage: Eukaryota; Metazoa; Chordata; Actinopteri; Perciformes; Cyclopteridae
Gene: klf5a
Product: Kruppel-like factor 5a
Exons: 4
Coding region: 251-1798 (515 amino acids)
Biological process (GO): regulation of transcription by RNA polymerase II
Molecular function (GO): DNA-binding transcription factor activity, RNA polymerase II-specific; RNA polymerase II cis-regulatory region sequence-specific DNA binding
Source: RefSeq, a predicted model, not a curated record